GUAGGGACGACCCAAGCAUCCAUGUUUGCGUUUCAUUUGUGUUUCCUGUUAUGUUGCAUGUAAUUUCCGGUUCUUAACCGUCGAUGGUCCUAUACAUCAAUGGGAAGACCGAAGGUUUUGGGAAGCCCUGCGGGGAUGCAAGCACAUAUACAGAGAAGCAAAGUUUAUGCUUGAGUUACUCUAGGACCCCACUGGAUGUGAGCACUCCUCUGUAUUGUUAUGCAAGGUCUUGGAUGUGUGAACCUUGGAAGUCGUUGUUCAAGAACAUUUUGGAGAAUAUUUAGACCUGUGGCUUCAUGAGUGUAUAGAGCCACAGAAAUGAAUGAAGGACUGGUGGAUAACCGAGGUUCCGAGAGAGGGCCAGGGGAGGAAGACAUGGAGAUAAACGGAGAGGUACUAAAACCUACAAAUGAUCUACUUCUAGAAAGGGAGGAGAGGACUGAGUUUGGGGACAAUGGGCUGGAGAGGACCUCUCAGGUCCUAUCGCCACUGGAGGCCCUGGCUCCCUCGGACAGCCUUGACAUUCAGGACCAUGCCACCUCUGUUCCUGUGAUGACAGGCAAUGGGCAGACAGAGAAGAUCCCAGGGGGAGUUGCUGAGGAACAACCUGUAGACUGGUUUGAGCCUCUGGAAGAUGACAAUUAUGAAGAUGACACACAGGGUUGGAACUUGGGACUUGCGAUGGGGGAGCGACGCGUGAAUGGAAAAGGGGAUGCCGAAGAGGAGAGUGUUGCAGGGAGCGAAAGGAGCGGUAGCGUGGCAGGCCUUGAGAAGAAAAUCAACAGCAACAACCUGUUUUCUGUUUAUAGACGGAAGAAAAAAGUAACAGUUGAAGAGGGCUGGGAGGACUGGCCGGCACUUGGAAAGGGGUGGAAGCGCAAAGCGGUUGUUCGUCGUUCAGGUUCUAGUGUUGGCCAGAGUGACGUUUAUUACAUGAGUCCGAGUAAUGAGCGUGUGAGAAGUAGGGUUGAGCUUUCCAAAGUCCUGGCAGAUACUCUGGACAUGACAAUGUUUGAUUACAAAGCAGGGGUGUUCAGGGGUGCUGGACAACCCAAGCCCUUGCGUGCGAGAAAGACGAACAUACAGAAGGAUCCUCCUCCCUUAGUGGACUGUGGAUUUUCCUCAGAGUCCAGCUUGAAGGACAGAGGGGACCGGGCAGACAGUCCUGACUCCCAUCACAGACUGACCCCUCUGAGUCGCAGCUCUAUGGGCACGCCAAGCAAAGAUCUCCAACAUACCACUCCCCCAAGACCGAACUCGUCUCUUGCAAAGAUUAGUUCAGCUUCUGUCGCUCGUGAUGUGGAAGAUGUGAAGCAAAAUGCAACUAAACUGCCCUUGAGCCCUGCAUCAUCACUUUCAGUCUCCAUCAAUGGGAAGGCUGGUUCAGAGCCCUUCUUUGGCAUCUGUGCCAUUUGUGGUAAUUCAUAUACAGGCUUAGAGUAUGAAAGGCAGAUGAAGAGUCCCUGUUGCACCAUAUGCAGGGCCAACAAUCCAACUAUAGCCAAGAUUCAACUUCAUCAAAGAUUCAGAAAGUGGAUUCCUUGUGGUCACUGUAGGGCUUGCCUUACCACAGAAGAUUGUGGUAGUUGUGCCAACUGCAAAAAAACACUGAACCCUGACACCAGAAAACUUGUCCGCUGUCGGAAACGCAAAUGCAAAUGUCCUAUCCUCAAGUAUAAACCCGAUGGUCCCCAAAUGUUGGAUCCCUAUCCCAUGACGAAUUUUCAGAUUGACAGCAGAGAAUUGCAGAACUCCACUUCUCAAUACAGUGACCCUGAGGACUUCUCUGUGAAUGUCGAUAUAGAAGAUGACGAUGAAGAGUUUGAUGGUGAUGAUGCUGACUAUGAGGCUUGGGUGAGGAAACGUAAGCGGCGCUCCUGUGGGAAGUGUGAAGCCUGUAAUAGUAGGACAGACUGUGGCACUUGUGAUUUCUGCAUAGACAAACCCAAGUUUGGAGGCAGCAAUAAGAAGAGACAGAAGUGCCGUCUACGGCAGUGCCAGAGACAAGCCAUGAGACACUUGUUGCCCUUUCAGUUGGGCCAGACUGAUUUUGGGUCCCAAGAGGGGUGGGUGCAGCUUGGCAGGCCUAGGCCUCACUUUACAUACAGUCGCAAGACAACCUCAAAGAAAAGAAAAACACCGCAUCUGCAAGUGGACAUGGAGUUCACUGAUGAUGACGACGAGCCACUGCAGCAAGAAGAGGAUUAUCGCUACAUGGAAACAGCACAUUGGCGCCCUAUGCUUCCCAGCAAACGCCGGGAUGAGAAUUUCAGAAACCACAUACCGACAGUCCAGGUUGGAAUCAAUUUGGAUUCAAACUUAAAGAGAACAUCAACUCAAACCUAUCUUUUGGCUCACAAAGAGACUGUGGAAAUUGUCAAAAAUAAUUCACUUCUGGAGCAUGUCCCAGAUAUCCUCAACCUUAUAAGUUCUCCAGCAUAUUGCACACUGUUCAAACCGGCAGACCCCGCGGUGAAAUAUGUUGGACCCCCAGUUGAGAAUACAUCCUCAGCAGCUCCGGACAGACAGAGUGGAAUGAAUGGAGGAGGGCCAAGUGUGGACAUGGAUGUAGAAACGCCGUCUGUGGAGCCAGAAGUGGAGGAGGUCACACCUAUGAUCACUCAGAUCUUCAGUCUUGCUGACAGUGCAGGAACAAGUGGGAUCGACCAAGAACAUGAGCUGUUAAAGCUACUUAAGUCCAUUCACAGCUCUGCACUCCCCACACUCUGGUUUGCCAUAAUGGUGGAGGGCCCGACACUACAGCUACUGCAGUGCUCUAAGCUCUCCCACAUGGUGGACACAACCGUGCAGAUUGACCCAAGCUUCUACUAUCAGAUCUGUGUACAGGGCCAGCCGCUGCUCCUCACCCACCCGCUGUAUGGAGCUCACCCAUCCUGCUUGACAUCUGUGCCCCAGGUGGCGAACCUGCUCCUGGAUCUGGAGAAGUACAACGUGUGCCAGGGGGUCCCGACCAAGGAACAGCCAUUCAGCCAGGCUCCAAUUAUCAUUGAGCGGGCAUCAACCUGUGACUUUCUGGUACUUAAAGAAACCGAGCAAUGUGUGAGGUGUAAGGCCUUAUCCUGCAGCUAUUAAGGCCAGACACCACACCGUAAUAGGGAUUCCCCCCCUUAAUCAUAUCACAAUCAACUUUCUACAGUUGAAUGUAGGCACAAAUAAUAUUUUUUUGUAUUACAAUUUCAGAUUUAAAAAAAAUUGAAAUAUAUAAACUAGGUGACAUCUCAAUUAAAUAUUUGCAUAUCCCACACACAAAAAAAGUCUGGACACUGGAUUAAGUCAGCCUAAAUAUUUUUGGUUUCAUGUUGUUAAGACACUCCAGGACCGGACUUACUCAGUGCGUUGUGGACAAAUACUUGAAAAAUAUUUUUAAUCUGUAAAAUACUAAAGACAUGAAAGUAAGAUGCAUUUUGGCACAUUAAAAAACAAACAUAUUUAGGCAAGUAUGAGAAUAUAUCUAUUUGCUUCUGAAGCUGGGGGAAAUUAGUUGGCGUGUGGGAAGAGUCUUGACUUUUCGGAAUUGGCAGUUAGACAAGUACACUGAAUUUAGACUAACAAACACCUAUUUAGACCCAAUCACCAUCUCUUCCAAGUAAGUUACUACAUAUAGUUCAGUUUUUUACAUUUUCUAUGAAAUGGGCUUGUAAAUUGUGUAAUCCAAUGUAGUGGGCUUUGAAAUUGUGGAUGUUUGUCCAUUUUAAAGUGUUUAAAAUUAAUGACAUUUUGAUGACUGUAGUAUGAUAAACUAAUGAAAAUAUGCACUAUCAAGAUUGUCAUUUUUGUUUACUUUUUGAAAAUACUAAUGUUAAUGGACCAAAAUACCAACAAAUCUAAAAAUUGAUAGGUAGAUGCUGUGAUGUCAUUUCAGCCUGUGGUGCCUGGCCUUAAAAACAUUUGGUGCCGCAGGGUUAAGAGUCACCAGCACUUAGCAGUGUCACAGUACAGAGCAUCACAGCUCUGCCCUUAAAGAACAUUUCAAGUCUGCUGGCAAUGGACAACCAGGACUGUAGUAUUUUAUGCUUUUACCACUAGACUUUGCAAUUAUAUUUAAGAAAUUGAGGAAAGUGUUUUUUAUAGCCCAUUUUGUUAGUCUGUCUUACAAAUAAAUGUACAAAUCAUGA
Oncorhynchus nerka (sockeye salmon) is the source of this 4136-nucleotide messenger RNA. RefSeq lists its product as uncharacterized. NCBI's taxonomy places the organism in Eukaryota, Metazoa, Chordata, Actinopteri, Salmoniformes, Salmonidae. Gene Ontology annotation, molecular function: DNA binding; zinc ion binding. The record is from RefSeq and is a predicted model, not a curated record. The transcript is spliced from 17 exons. Bases 319 to 3093 code for a protein of 924 amino acids.